Messenger RNA from Acanthaster planci (crown-of-thorns starfish), 890 nucleotides. RefSeq names its product N-alpha-acetyltransferase 20, NatB catalytic subunit (gene naa20). Gene Ontology annotation, cellular component: NatB complex. The record is from RefSeq and is a predicted model, not a curated record. Lineage: Eukaryota; Metazoa; Echinodermata; Asteroidea; Valvatida; Acanthasteridae. Gene Ontology annotation, molecular function: protein-N-terminal amino-acid acetyltransferase activity. Gene Ontology annotation, biological process: N-terminal peptidyl-methionine acetylation.
UUCCCUUGCCUAGGCCUGCUAUGCUGCGGCGGCAGAUACAUGAUGUUCGUGAGCCGGAAUCCCCAACUUCAAGAUGACCACUGUUCGUCCUUUUACGUGUGAAGACCUGUUUAAAUUUAAUAACGUCAAUCUUGAUCCUCUUACUGAGACCUAUGGAGCUGCUUUCUACCUCCAGUAUCUCGCUCACUGGCCGGAGUACUUUCAAGUCUGUGAGUCAGCAUCUGGAAAGAUCAUGGGAUAUAUCAUGGGUAAAUCGGAGGGCUCAAUCCCCCAGGAGACGUGGCAUGGUCAUGUGACUGCAGUGACAGUAGCCCCCGAGUUUCGACGACUCGGUCUUGCCGCCAAGAUGAUGAACUUUCUGGAGGAGGUGUCUGAAAAGAAGGCAUGUUUUUUUGUAGACCUGUUUGUCCGCGUCUCCAACGAGGUAGCCGUCACAAUGUACAAGGGCCUAGGCUACACUGUGUAUCGCAGAGUCAUAGAGUACUACUCGGGUGACCCUGAUGAAGAUGCAUUUGACAUGCGCAAAGCCCUGAGUCGAGACAAGGACAAGAAAUCAGUGAUACCUCUGAAGGACCCUGUCUACCCUGAAGAUGUGGAAUGACGUUAACAAGGUGAAUUCAAGCUGUAAACUUCAAUGCUUAUAAAGGUCAUUGAUUGGGGGGGGGGAACUGCUCCCAGUGGAAUCUACGCAGCAAGAUGCCAUCUUGUUCACUCUUCUUGGGAGAAGUAAGUGCAUUGUUGAAUAGGUAAACAGCUGCUUUAUGUUCUGAAUGUAAAAUCAGUUUUAAUUAUGCAAAGUUGGGGUUGAAACUGAACAUCUUAAGUCCUCGACAGCCUAAAUGACGGAGAAAUGUUGAAUGAAGUUUACAGCAUGGAUUCACCUGCAAAUA